CCGCCGAAGAAGAAACAGACACGGCUGCGUGGUACAGCAGCUUCUGCUGAUUAAAGUCCAGAUUUUAGCUGUUUAUCGCUGUCUUUUCUGGACAUUCUGACCAGAAACGGCUCUGUUUGUGGAGUGGAGUCAAAAUGCCGCGCCUGGGCUCCGUGCAGCAGAAGAUACCGUGUGUUUUUGUGACGGACGUGAAGGAAGAAGCGUCCAGAAAACGGGACGGUCAGCAGUUCCAGGUCGUCGCCACCGAGGACGUGAACCCCAUCGCCCUGGAGGCGAAUGUGGACUGUGCCAUCGCCACGGAGAAGCUGGACGGGACCUGCUGCUACGUCACUCUCCAUCGAGGUGAGCCUCACCUCUGGGCCCGACUGGACAGGAAGCCGACGAAACAGGCGGAGAAGAGGUUCAGGAAACACCAGCGUUCCCACAAGAGCGGGAAAGAUUUCAGCUGGAACGUGGAGGAAGAUUUCAAAUCGGUGCCUGAAACGUGGAUCCCAGCUCACCGGGUGAAGCACCAGGACGGCCGUCCCAUCCCCGACGAGAACGGACACAUUCCAGGGUGGGUUCCGGUGGAAAAGAGCAACAAGCAGUACUGCUGGCACUCCUCGGUGGUGGACUACAGCGCCGGGGCGGCUCUGGUCCUCCGGCCCGGUUCUGAGGACCAGGACCCGCUGGAGAUCACGGCGGCGCCGCUGGCCGACCUGCAGGAGCAGACGCUGGAGCUGAUCGGGACCAACGUCAACGGAAACCCGUACGGUUUGGGGAGCAAGAAGCAGCCGGUCCACUUCUUGGUGCCCCACGGCAGCGUGGCGGUGGGAGAUCCUCCCCCCGUGGACCUCCAGCAGCUGCGGUCCUGGUUCCGGGAGAGUCCAGCGGGCCGGGUGGAGGGCAUCGUAUGGCACUGCGACGACGGGACCCUCGUUAAGGUACACCGCCACCACCUGGGGCUGCGGUGGCCCGAUGGAGACCCCUGCCUCGCCUCCAGGCCCGUGGUGGUCCGGUGUCCCGGGGCAGGCCACGCCUACGACCACGGCGACGGUCUGCUGGCCUCCUUCCUGGAGAUGGACGGACGGCGCUUCAGCCGCCUGCAGGACGUGCAGCUGGAGGUGUAGACGAGGCCCAGGGGCCUUUUCCUGUUUCUAGUGACUGGUGACCCCGACCUCCACCUGACCUCCACCUGACCUCUACCCCACCCAGGAGAUCAGAUGAUGUAAAAUCCCUAACCCACUGGUGGAGGAGUGGAUGGAUGGAGUGGAUUGAUGGAUGGAACGGUUAUGAGACGUUUGCAGACGAGCUUCUCCGUCUUCGUCUCUAACAUGAAAGUGACCAACUGGACGUUUUUGUAAAUAUUGUAAAUUAAAACUUUUGGACCUUAAAUAAAUUAUCAACCGAACAAGUUAAACGAGUCAUUUUAUUAACAAAACACACAACAAUCAUACAAAUUCUCUUAAGUUAAAAACUAAACCUCCAGUUUCCUGGUGAUGCAUCAACAAAUCAGCUGCCGUUUAAAGGAAAGUCCCAGAGAUGCUGGUCCGGUGCCGGUCGCCACGGAGACGCCGGUCGGCCGAUCAUCAGCCGACGGAGACGCGGGGGAUCUGCACCUCCACCCCGAACCGCCGGCACACCCUCCUCAGCUGCUCCUCCAGCAGCAGGUUCUUCUUCAGCUCCAGGUUGUAGUUGUACUUCAGGUCCUCCAGCUCCUCGAAGAAGGCCGGGUCCAGAUCCUGCACCUCCCUCCUCAGCCUCCGCACCUCGGCC
Messenger RNA from Cololabis saira (Pacific saury), 1755 nucleotides. It is a transcript of the gene rlig1, whose product is annotated as RNA 5'-phosphate and 3'-OH ligase 1. The record is from RefSeq and is a predicted model, not a curated record. Gene Ontology annotation, molecular function: RNA ligase (ATP) activity. Bases 135 to 1109 code for a protein of 324 amino acids. Gene Ontology annotation, biological process: response to reactive oxygen species. Lineage: Eukaryota; Metazoa; Chordata; Actinopteri; Beloniformes; Belonidae. The transcript is spliced from 7 exons.